This is a messenger RNA of Tarenaya hassleriana, 968 nucleotides long. Its product is annotated as acid phosphatase 1. Bases 58 to 816 code for a protein of 252 amino acids. Gene Ontology annotation, molecular function: acid phosphatase activity. Lineage: Eukaryota; Viridiplantae; Streptophyta; Magnoliopsida; Brassicales; Cleomaceae. The transcript has 3 exons. The record is from RefSeq and is a predicted model, not a curated record.
UUCUCAGCCAACCUUCUCAUUCCGCUCACACACGAUCAAUCUCUCACUCUCCCCCAAAUGAUGUCUCCGAUGCACUUGAUCUUUCCCUUGAUCCUCCACCUAAUUUUCCCGGCGGCCGUCUCCGCCGUGAUACAGCUUCCCGGCGGAGAGUCAUUCUCCGCCGAGAGUACGUACUGCGAGAGCUGGAGGCUGGCCGUGGAGACAUACAACGCCGGAACAUGGUACGGAAUCCCGAAAAAGUGCCAAGACUACGUCGUCGCAUAUCUCACCGGAGAACAGUACGAUUCCGACUACGAGACCGCCGUAGAUUACGCCAUCGACUUCGCCAAGACGGUGAAAAUUUCCGGCGACGGAAAGGACGCUUGGAUCUUCGACGUGGACGAGACCCUUCUCACCAACAUCGACUACUACAAGGCUCACGGAUACGGGUCGGAACCAUAUAACGAAGAGAGCUUCAACGAGUGGGUGGAAACAGGAGCAGCUCCAGCGUUUGAUGCAAGCUUGAGAUUAUACAGUGAGCUUAAGAAGAUUGGAUUCGCCAUCAUCAUUCUAACCGGACGAGACGAGGAGCAAAGAAGCAUAACCGAGAAGAAUCUUGGAGACGCCGGUUAUUCGGGUUGGUCAAGACUCAUCUUGAGGGGUCCAGAGAAUAAAGGGAAAUCAGCGACAAUAUUCAAAUCGGGGGAGAGAUCGGAGUUAAUAAAGAAAGGAUACAGAAUCCAUGGGAGUAUAGGAGACCAAUGGACCGACUUGCUCGGAUUUCCCGUGGCCGAACGAUCAUUCAAAGUGCCUAAUCCCAUGUACUACGUUCCUUGAUGAUGACAAUGAUUAUGCGAUAUGCCUUCUUCUUGGGGGUUGUUAUUGUAAUUUCGUAACCUUUGGGGCCGGUCUGUGAUUUAUAUUAAAAUAAGGGAUCAAUCGUAAAACUAUGUUAUUUGUAGUACGUACUGUGUCUUGCCCGUCGGAUU